UCCAUUAUCUAGAAUCACCUUUUUGUCAAAAGGGCCUUUGAGCUACUCCAUAUUUGUAUAAAAGCUUUUGUUAUCAGUAUGCUGGAGUUCUACUGUGACAGGACUUUUAAACUUGAUGAAACUAUGGACAGCUUUUUAAAAAAAUCAUUUUAAGAUACCUGUAAAAAAAGGAGCAGGAGAAGCAGGUCCUGGGUCCGAGAAAUGAGGGAUCAGAACCGAUCUGAAGAGAACAGCAGAAGAAGGGACCAACUCGGGGACUAAGGGAUGAAAAGAUGGAGGAAAAGAGGAAAAGGGGCAGGGGUGGAAAGAAAAGAGGUCGUCUAAAGCGGAGCCAGGUCGAGAAGAAACAAGAUGUUGCUAGACAGAAUCAAGGCUCCCCUGGUGAGCAAGAAGAGGGAGCGAAGAGGGAGCUACCUUUACGGGAGUGUUUGAAGGAUGGGGGGGAUCGGGAGGGUAGCAGGAGCGGGAUACAAGUGCUGGCCAUUCAGGCCCGAAAGCGGAGGCCGAAGAGAGAGAAACAUCUGAAAAAGCCGGAGCCGCAACAAAAAGCUCCCUCUGUACCCCCUCCACCACCACCACCUCCACCACCACCUCUACCAGAACCAGCACCACCAGAACCAGAAGAGGAAAUUCUGGGAUCUGAUGAUGAAGAGCAAGAAGACCCUGCAGAUUACUGCAAAGGUGGCUAUCAUCCUGUGAAAAUUGGAGACCUUUUCAAUGGCCGUUACCAUGUUAUUAGAAAGCUAGGAUGGGGACACUUCUCUACAGUCUGGCUAUGCUGGGAUAUGCAGGGGAAAAGAUUUGUGGCAAUGAAGGUUGUAAAAAGUGCCCAGCAUUAUACAGAGACAGCCUUGGAUGAAAUAAAGUUGCUUAAAUGUGUUCGUGAAAGUGACCCAAGUGACCCAAACAAAGACAUGGUUGUACAGUUAAUUGAUGACUUCAAAAUUUCAGGCAUGAAUGGCAUACAUGUUUGUAUGGUCUUUGAAGUACUUGGCCAUCACCUCCUAAAGUGGAUAAUCAAAUCAAACUACCAAGGUCUUCCUAUCCAUUGUGUAAAAAGUAUAAUUCGACAGGUUCUGCAGGGUUUAGAUUAUCUACACAGCAAGUGCAAGAUUAUCCAUACUGAUAUCAAGCCAGAAAACAUUUUGAUGUGUGUAGAUGAUGCGUAUGUACGUAGGAUGGCGGCAGAGGCCACUGAGUGGCAGAAAGCAGGUGCUCCUCCUCCUUCUGGCUCAGCAGUGAGUACUGCUCCACAACAAAAGCCUAUAGGAAAAAUAUCUAAAAACAAAAAGAAAAAACUGAAAAAAAAACAGAAAAGACAAGCAGAGCUCUUGGAAAAACGCCUCCAGGAAAUAGAAGAGCUAGAAAGAGAAGCUGAAAGGAAAAAAGUAGAAGAAAACAUCACUUCAGCUAUACCCACAAAUGAUCAGGAAGAUGAAUAUCACCCAGAGGUCAAACUAAAAACAGCUGGAUUAGAGGAGGCAGCUGAUGAAGAGCCUGCAAAUGAUGAGGGUGAACCUGAAGAUCAAGAGGAGAAAGAAGACACUGAAAAAGAAAACACAGAAAAAGAUGAUGAUGAUGUUGAACAGGAACUUGCCAACACAGAUCCUACAUGGAUAGAAUCCCCCAAAACAAAUGGUCAUAUUGAAAAUGGCCCAUUCUUAUUGGAACAACAAAUAGAAGAUGAAGAAGAUGAGGAGGAAGAGUGCCCAAAUCCAGAGGAAUAUAAUCUUGAUGAGCAUGAGCCAAAUACAGAAAGUGAUUAUACGUAUGGUAGCUCCUAUGAACAAUUUAAUGGUGAUUUGCCAAAUGGACAACAUAAAAUUCCUGAGUCACAGUUUUCAGAGUUUACAGCUUCAAUGUUCUCUGGGGCUUUAGAAUCUGUGGCCUGUGGCUCUGCAGUUUCAGAGGGUUCAGUUCUAACUGAGCAAGAAGAAAAUAGUCCAACUCACGACAGAAGCAGAACAGUUUCAGCAUCCAGUACUGGGGAUUUGCCAAAAACAAAAACCCGGGCUGCUGACUUGUUGGUGAACCCCCUGGAUCCAAGGAAUGCAGAUAAAAUUAGAGUUAAAAUUGCUGAUCUGGGAAAUGCCUGCUGGGUGCACAAGCACUUCACAGAAGAUAUUCAGACUCGUCAGUAUAGAUCCAUAGAAGUUUUAAUAGGAGCUGGCUAUAGUACACCUGCUGAUAUUUGGAGUACUGCAUGUAUGGCAUUUGAGCUUGCAACUGGAGAUUAUUUGUUUGAACCACAUUCGGGUGAAGACUAUUCUAGAGAUGAAGACCAUAUAGCACACAUCAUAGAGCUGCUAGGCAGUAUCCCAAGGCACUUUGCUCUAUCUGGAAAAUAUUCUCGGGAAUUCUUCAAUCGCAGAGAUCACAUAGCAUUGAUCAUUGAACUGCUGGGGAAAAUCCCUCGAAAAUACGCUAUGUUGGGGAAAUAUUCCAAGGAGUUUUUCACCAAAAAAGGAGAACUACGGCAUAUUACGAAGCUGAAGCCCUGGAGCCUCUUUGAUGUGCUCGUGGAGAAAUAUGGUUGGCCUCAUGAAGAUGCUGCACAGUUUACAGAUUUCCUGAUCCCGAUGUUAGAAAUGGUUCCAGAAAAACGAGCUUCAGCUGGAGAAUGCCUUAGGCAUCCUUGGUUGAAUUCUUAGCAGAAUCUCCAAAUAUAACAUUCUGAGCUAGCAAAUAUUUUCCAGUACAUCGGACCUAAAUGGUGACUCUCAAAUUCUUUAACAGGAUUACAAGUGAGCUGGCUUCAUCCUCAGACCUUUAUUUUGCUUUGAGGUACUGUUGUUUGACAUUUUGCUUUUUGUGCACUGUGGUCCUGGGGAAGGGUAGUCUUUUGUCUUCAGCUAAGUAGUUUACUGACCCACUCUCUUCUGGAAACACUUAAUACCUUGUCUCUAAACAUUGUUUCUUGUGUUGUGUGGCAUUCAAAUGUCAUUUUCUUGAACAAAAAAUACUUUCCCCUUCUUUGUGUUUCGGCAGGUUUUUAAACUAUUUAUGAAGAACUCUUUUAGCUGAAUAUUCUAUAAUUUACACGCUUAAGAAAUUAUCAAGUUGGAAUCAAGAAAGUCAUGGCAAGGAAAUGUAAUUUUAUCUGCUGGCAAAGGGAUAUCAUUCUUGUAUUAUAGUAUAUGUAAAUGUACCCUGUAAAUGUUUUUUUCCAUUAAAUUUGGGAUGGGACUCCAAUUUCCGAGUAAAGCUACCAAGUUUUGAGUAAUCUGUAGCCUCUAAGUUGCAUGUAGCAGACAUCUGCUGCUUUGAAGUUAUGCAAACUUCCAAUUCCAUAGCAAUUCUUUUUACAUUGGAUUUUAAACAAAGCAGCUCUGAUUUCUUUCCCCAUAUGGCACUUUAACAGAAGGCAAGACUUGUUUCUCAAUCUAAAACAUGGAUUACAUACUUGCAUUCCCAUUGGAUAUUUUGCCUAUUUUUUUAAAAAGUGCAUUUAAGGAAAAAUAGCAAUUUCCCUUAUAAUGUGAUAACACGCUACAAUGUGGUAUUUAUUGUUGCCUACAAGCACCGUAAGUCCAACUAUACGCAGGUUAAAUUGAGCAAAGGAAACAUUUCUACAUGUGCAAUGAAAAUUAUGUUUGAGAAAGAGCAUUCUAUGUCCAAAAAGCAAGGGGUAGAGUGUAUAAUUUGCAAUGUUGAUGGACAGAGAAAACCCCUCAAGUCUCAGAGGUUAAAGAGAUCACGUUCAUUCUUCAUGUAGCUUUACAUGUUUCUAAUAACAAAUUGCACUAGUUUUUUGUCUUUCCAUGAACUGGAGUACAAAGAAAAUGAUUUUCCCUUUGCGAGUUGCAGUUUGGUUUAUGCGUGUAGAAUCCAGGACACAACCAUAGUAGGCAAUACAGAUUUUAGAAAUGUUAAUAUACAGAGGUAUUUUGCCUCUUUUAGAAGUCAGUGGGAUGAAUGUAAUUUUUUUUUCCAGUUUUACACAUUAAUUAUGGUGCCACUUUUUCUUGACUUUGUCCAUUUAAAUUUAUUCACAUGCCUUUGCAAUAACUAGAUUGUGAAAAGAUACCCAAGUGUUGUAACAAUAACCUAUUGUUUGAGGUGCUUGCAGUUGUCUAAUUAAUUAAAGUGUUUUGUUUUUUUUUCA
Monodelphis domestica (gray short-tailed opossum) is the source of this 4105-nucleotide messenger RNA. Lineage: Eukaryota; Metazoa; Chordata; Mammalia; Didelphimorphia; Didelphidae. The record is from RefSeq and is a predicted model, not a curated record.